AUGUCUUCGUCAACUACCACCUUGAUUGGCAUCGCCGGUCGACAGAUUGAGUUACCAACCGGUCUCUUUAUCAACAACGAGUUUGUCCCAUCAACCAGCGGUAAUACUCUUGAGACGCUGAACCCUUCAAAUGGCAAACUGCUCGCUACAGUGUCAGCUGCAGAGGAAGACGACAUUAAUAUCGCGGUACGUGCAGCAGAGGCAGCCUACAAGGGCAGCUGGGGAUCGUUGCCAGGGACUGCUCGACGGACGCUUCUCUUGAAGUUGGCAGACUUGAUUGAGCGAGAUGCGGACGAUUUUGCCACGAUCGAAGCCUUAGAUGCCGGCAUUUUAUUUGGGGACUCGAAGAAUAUCAAUAUCGCCAGUGCUGUCGAGGCACUUCGAUAUUUUGCUGGCUGGGCAGACAAGAUCGAUGGAAGGUCAACACAAAUUCCAAACGGAAUGGCCUACACUCGCCGGGAACCCAUUGGCGUGUGUGGGGUUAUCGUCCCGUGGAAUGCUCCUCUGAUGAUCACUUCCUGGAAAUUGGCCCCAUGCCUUGCUGUUGGUAAUGUCAUAGUUCUCAAGACAGCGGAGCUUACACCAUUGUACGGUCUCAAGCUUGCGCAGUUAGUCAAAGAAGCAGGAUUUCCACCAGGUGUCAUAAACAUCCUCACUGGAUAUGGUGCUAAAGCUGGUCAGGCCCUUGCAGAGCAUAUGGAUGUGCGUAAGCUUGCCUUUACAGGGAGUGGCCCCGUAGGCCGUGGUAUAUUGAUUGCUUCGGCCAAAUCCAAUUUGAAGAAGGUAACUUUGGAGCUGGGUGGUAAGGGAGCCUCCAUUAUUUUCGAUGAUGCUGACCUCCAAAAUGCCGUUCUUUGGGCUAUCAUUGGAAUCACGACACACAAUGGACAGCUUUGUGCAGCUGGGUCUCGGCUUUAUAUACAAGAAGGAAUCUAUGACAGAUUCGUGGAGGCCUUCCGCAAAAGUUCAAUUGCGGCAGUUGCAGGCGACCCAUUACAUGGUCAGACUACGAAAGGUCCCUUGAUAAGCAGUACACAGAAGAACACCGUUCUGAAAUACAUCCAGAACGGGCUCAGCGAAGGCGCUAAACUGCUUCAUGGAGGCAAAGAGAUAGCAUUGGAAGGACAUUACAUUGAGAACACGGCGUUUGUGGAGGCAGUAGAAAACAUGUCUAUCAUGAAAGAGGAGAUAUUCGGUCCCGUUGCUUCACUUGUCAAGUUCAAAACCGAAGAAGAAGCCAUACGCCGCGCCAAUGAUAGCGUGUAUGGUCUGAGCAGUGCCAUAUUCACAUCGGACAUUUCUCGAGCCCAGCGGGUAAGCAACAGUUUGGAAAGUGGCCAGGUCACGAUCAACUCAUGGGGAAACAUCAAUUCCAAUACUCCAUUCGGAGGCGUAAAGCAAAGUGGUUUUGGUAGAGAUUUAGGCGAAGAGUCACUAGAUGGUUGGACAAAUUUGAAGAGUGUCAAGAUUAGUGUUUUGGCAGAAUAA
Cucurbitaria berberidis CBS 394.84 is the source of this 1488-nucleotide messenger RNA. Its product is annotated as aldehyde dehydrogenase. Gene Ontology annotation, molecular function: aldehyde dehydrogenase (NAD+) activity. The record is from RefSeq and is a predicted model, not a curated record. The transcript is spliced from 4 exons. NCBI's taxonomy places the organism in Eukaryota, Fungi, Ascomycota, Dothideomycetes, Pleosporales, Cucurbitariaceae. The coding region runs from base 1 to 1488 and encodes 495 amino acids.